AUGAUUAAACGCUUUAACGUAGACAUAAUUGAAAGUAUUCUUAUUGCAAUAGUGUUGAACAAUGUGGUGCACACAGCUGCGACCGACAUCUCCAUGGAGGAUGAGCUGGUGCUCGGCAGAGACGAUGACUCGGUCGACGGCGUCAACAUCUACAGCGAACAACCUUACUCAGUGCAGCAAACUAGUCUACGACAGAACGACGAUCGUGACGAUGACGAAGAUAUCAAAGCACUGUUAGAAGAAAAAUAUAAGUUUAAUAAUGACGAGACGUCCACGAGAUUCAAAGUGGCGCGCGAGGAGAGAGGAGAUUAUACAGUGUCUGACUCGAACGCAUCCCUUGUGCAUGAGCUGAUCUUGCGGCGAGGGAGCGAGUCCAACGCCACUCAGACAUUAUUCCCUGAGAAUGAUGAGCGUCACAUAGCUUGGGCGUUCCGGUCGUACGCGGUGCGGCGCAUCGUGGGCGGCAUGGAGACCAGCAUCAGCAUGUACCCCUACAACGUGGCCAUCUCGCGCAACGCCAAGCACUGGUGCGGCGGCUCCAUCAUCGACGAGCAGUGGGUGCUCACCGCCGGACACUGCCUUGAGUCGGCGUUCGACGGAGACAAGCGCAAACUUCAGCCGUUCAUCAUCAGAGCCGGCAGCUCGUUUCACAAUCGAGGCGGCUACCAGGCACGGGUCAAUAAGGUGUUCUUCCCGCACGAGUACGUCCCCGGCAACGCGGACUUCGACUACUCGCUGCUGCGGCUGGACCGGCCGAUGCCCAUCGGACGCAACAUCGCCGUGCUCAACCUGCCCUCCAAGGACUACAUGAUGCAGGACGGCGACAUCCUCAUCGUCACCGGCUGGGGCAGCACCGACGAGUCGGGCUACGGACACAUCCCGGAGCGCGUGCGCUUCGUGCCGGUGCCGGUGAUGCGGCUGGAGGACUGCCAGAAGUCCUACCGCUUCUACAUCACGCCGCGCAUGCUGUGCGCCGGCUACGCCACCGGCGGGAAGGAUGCCUGCAAUCACGACUCGGGCGGGCCGGCGGUGCGCGACGGCGUGCUGCUGGGCGUGGUGUCGUUCGGCGGCAAGCAGUGCGGCGACCCGCGCUCGCCCGGCGUCUACUCGCGCGUCUCCGAGAUCACGGAGUGGGUGGAGGAGACCAUCACCCGCAAUGAGGCCAGCGCCGUGCCCGAGCUGCAGCCCAAGAUCCUCAAGGCUCGCCAGCGAGAGAAGGAGCUGCAGAAAUUCAAGGCGCGAGUAGAAGACAAGAAAAAUAAGAUAAAGAGUUGGCUUCGAGAAACUCUGAAGUCUCCGACAUUCAUAGAAUUAGCCAAAAAGAAACUCAAAGAGGCGGGGUUCCACACGAGAAGGAUUAACGACUACGACACAAAUGCGAGUAACCUAGACGACAAAACAAUCGAUGAAAUAAAUCUAACGAAUAUGAUAAACGACAGGAUUAUUGAGGAAGGUGACGGCAGCGAGUCCGACAAACUGCUGAGAACAUUGGCGUUGCACGAAGUUAUGUUAAACGACCGCGAGACCGAGAUGUUCCCUCAAAGGGCGACGGACGACGAGGGCAGUGACAGCGGCGAGAGGUUUGUUGCUUAUAUUAGUGGAAGCUGA
Helicoverpa zea (corn earworm) is the source of this 1608-nucleotide messenger RNA. Its product is annotated as serine protease 55-like. Gene Ontology annotation, molecular function: serine-type endopeptidase activity. The record is from RefSeq and is a predicted model, not a curated record. Gene Ontology annotation, biological process: proteolysis. Bases 1 to 1608 code for a protein of 535 amino acids. The transcript has 8 exons. Lineage: Eukaryota; Metazoa; Arthropoda; Insecta; Lepidoptera; Noctuidae.